ACUUACUUCUCCAUCAUUGCACUUAAAGGUACUUUACAAAUUAGAAAAACAGGAUCUGCCACUACUGGUACAUACUCGCAUAACACGAUAGCUCACCUAUAACCCACAGGUCUUUCCUCUCUCACUCAUAAUUUAUGAGCUGGCAACUUGUAUCAUGACUCAAUGAGUAGUCACAAUGCACGUAUCGGUUAUUUGCCGAAGGUCGCGAGCCCAUUUAUGCCCUAGACCUACUAAUCACAGGGAAAGGCUUCGAAAGGCCCCAUCACCCGUGGCAAGACUUGGGGAGGAUCUGAUUAAUGAUUAGCCAGGCAGUCGCGCGCACGGACCGUCGCUAACAGUGCUCCUUCUGAGUCAAUUGUGGCCGCUUAAUGCAUUUGUCAAGUAAAGCACGCGGAAAACCAUCUCCUUCACCUUCUAGCGUCUACCUCCCUGCUGCUGAUGGCUGUCUCAAUAAAUGUGACUCAAGCUGUAGGUCUCGUGUGCGAGGCGAUGUUGUACGGAGUUUACUGCGUCCUAUUUAUUACCUCUGUUGUAAUUCUCAUCAAACGCGACCAAGUGUCCAACCGAGUAAUUUGGGUUGCAAACUGCCUCCUAUUUAUGACAUCUACGGCUCACUUUGCGUUGAUGUUCAACCACUUUUAUCUUGCACUCGAAUAUGCUCCGUUUUCAGAGUUCGCAAACGAAACUCCUGCACUAUUAGGAGCAAAUUUGAUGAUUUCUGUGGUCGACUUCAUUGGAGACUCGCUCCUGAUCUAUCGAUGCUGGCUUAUAUGGGGGAAGCAGUUCUAUGUGAUUGUUCUCCCCCUGCUCACUGCUCUUGGGGGCUUUGGGUGCAUCUUGCCCAUCCCAUCCCUCUUAUUGUCGAUCAACCCGACAUCACCAGUUCCCCCAACUCAGAUUGUACCAUUGACCAUUGCCGGAUACGCAUUGCCUCUUUGCACGAACAUCAUGGUCACUGGGCUCAUCGCUGGUCGCCUUUGGUACAUCUCUCGCAUUCCUAUCGUCGACGAAAAUGGAAAGCCAGUGACUUUGAAAAUCGCGGCUGGUGGGCGGCCGAUGAUGCUAGUCAUCGAGAGUGGUGCUAUGUACUUGGUCACGCAGCUCAUUUUUGUCAUUCUCGUAGCUAUUCGAAAUCCUGCAGAGGCAGUGUUAAGUCUAGCUGGGACACAGAUCUAUGGCAUUGCGUCCACCUUGAUUAUAAUUCGUGUUGGCCUGGGAAUCUCGUCUGAGCAGACUAUGCCGGCAGUGAUGACGAGCACUCGCGUGGAAUUUCGGUCCCAACCACAAGAAACCACAGGGAUGCGCUCACUGGAUGCGGAACAGUGGUCAUCGGGUCAUCCUUCAAGUUGA
This is a messenger RNA of Suillus clintonianus, 1350 nucleotides long. RefSeq lists its product as uncharacterized. The record is from RefSeq and is a predicted model, not a curated record. The coding region runs from base 439 to 1350 and encodes 303 amino acids. NCBI's taxonomy places the organism in Eukaryota, Fungi, Basidiomycota, Agaricomycetes, Boletales, Suillaceae. The transcript has 7 exons.